UUGCACCUUUGUUCCUCGGGUUCUGUGCACUCUCUGUUUUUUCUUUCCUUUUUCCUUUUUCCUCAUUUCUCCCUCUCUCUCGAAACCCUCAUUUAUGUACCUCUCCACCGCUGUCAUUUACUCCAGACGUUAACUUAGUCCGUGUGCAUCGACUCUUUGCCUCUGAUCCCACGGUACGGCCUGUCUCCUCCGCCCGUGUCCUGCGCUCCCCUUAGCCCAGCCCAGCCAGCCUGAUCCCGCUCGCUCACCUUCUCUUCUCCUCUGAUCCCUUUCUUUUCAUUCAUUGCUCUCACUGCCAGGUUACGGUCUGUAAACAGUGAGCAGAUGGCCGGAAGGAACUAUUCCUGAAUCCAUUCAAUUCCAAAUCCCAAGCACGGCUCUCCUGUGUUUUUUUUUUUUUCAUCUCCUGGUUGUCUAUAUAUUUUCUGUUGAAUCGUCUCGCUGGUCACUGGUUGCUCCAACCCUCUCGUUGGCUGGUUUCCCUCCUUCGCUGGUUGCCUUGAUGUGCCAAACCCAUUACGCGCUCCCCUAUUUACCAUUAACUCUCUUGCAACCUCGCUCUUGAUCAAACUCCCGGCUCUCCACAACAACCUCCUCCUCCUCCUCUUGGCCGACAAACCACCGUUACUUUACGCUCUUUAGUCCUGGAUAUUUCGGGAAACCCUCCGUCCUUUUAUUCUCUCCUUGCGGCUGCUUGGUCCCGUCGAAGCUGGCGGCCUCUUCAACCAUGGCUCCUGGGUUUGUACCUCUGCACAUGCUUCCCUUGCUCCUACCCUGCACUUGUGUUGAGAGUAUGCUUGCUGAUCGCAAACACGACAGACUCGGUUCAGGGUUCCGCUCCUUUUGGCACGCGAUGACUUCGAAUGACAGGCAUGCAAACCACGAUUCCCCCUAUAGAUCUCUUUCCAACAUGGGCAAUCAACGCAUUGGCGUUGGCCGUAACCCCGAAUUACACUCCGUUACCUCACCCGGUGCCGGCACCAGCCUCAAUCUUAGCUACCGCGACGAUAACCGUUCUACCACCGCUCUCGCUUCCCAAAACGGAAAUAUUCAGGGCCCGAAUUCCCCCUAUUCUCCGGGCUCGAGGUCUUCAACUUUGCAGAGUGAUGGCUCACCAGGAGGAAUAGCUCUGCAAGACUUUGGUACGGAUGGUCUACCCCCGCCCCCCCCUGUACGCCAUUCCUGGAGCAGGAUCGACCGGUGGUGCGAGGAUAACUAUCCCGAGCUCUUUGAUCAACUCUGCACUCCCGCGUCGGUAAAUGAUAUCAACGAGCUGGAGUACAACCUGGAUUGUUCACUGCCGAUGGAGGUGAGGGACUCGCUUCAGAUUCACGACGGACAGGAACGCGGUGGUAUGCCUACUGGCUUAAUAUUUGGUGCAAUGUUACUGGACUGCGAGGAGAUGCUGGAUGAGUGGAGGAAUUGGAGGAAGGUUGAGAGGGAAUAUUUGGCCGAGCCGACACUUGCUCCUCCAACUCCGGAUGGGGAGCCUGGACCGUCUAGGUUGGACACUGGUUCCAUUGGACGCCAGAACCUUCAAGCUCGCCAAGACUCACAACCGGAAGGUGCUGUUGUGAAGGCCUAUGCUCAUCCGGGUUGGAUCCCUAUGGUCAGAGAUUGGGGUGGAAACAACAUCGCCGUUGACCUUGCACCCGGCCCUAAUGGGACAUGGGGACAAGUUAUUCUCUUUGGCCGUGACUAUGAUACCAAGUAUGUUGUUGCGAAAUCGUGGCCGCAUUUCCUUGCUAUGGUAGCGGACGAUUUGGCGAGUUCUCAUUGGUGGGUGGACGAGGAGACUCAGGAGUUGAGGUUGAAGGAUCCGAGAGCUCCAAGAUCGGAGCCACCGUACAUGGAAAUUCUACGGGUCCGGAAUGAACGUAAAUACGGAAGACGCCGCGUCAGAAAAUCAAUGUCUCCGACACAGUCACCUCACACCUCCACCAUGUCCCCGGGAGCUUUCGGAGCGGCGAAUGGACACGGUCUCCGCGGCGGCCUCACAAGACCUCCAAGGGAGGAAAGCACAAUGUCGAACAACCACCUCAAACCACCUUCAAAGAAGCCGGGCAAACCUCUACGAAGUGUCACCGAGGAGAUUCCAGCCCCAAUCCCCAUCCAUACCAAAGUACAGAGUCCAGCGAGGGGUCCUCCAGUCAAUAACCUAUUGGACGAGCCUUUACUUGAAGAGAGACUAUCUGAUACGGUUCAGAAGCUAGAAGAUGUUGCACUGGAUGGCGACAAAAGGCUCAAGAGGGCCGCGACCGAUACAGUUUCGCGACCCCCUCCACCGGUCGUGGUACAGCGAUCAAGUCUUGAGGUUAUAGCUUUCGGACAUAAUACGGAUGUGAGAUAGAAUGGCUUGACGUUUCUCAUUUGUUGGCAUUGAGCGGAUCAAGGAUCACAUACUUAUUAAUUACGCGGGGGGGGGAUUGUGUUGAUGGCACAUGGACUUGACUGUCAAUAUCAUGGGAAAUUGGUCUUGUCAUUUUCUUCUGCCCUCUUCAUUCAAUCCCUCUCUUGUUUUUCUGUUUCUUAUACCUUUGUCCCUCCCUUCCCCCCCUUUUUUUUUCCUUUUCUUUACUCUUGUGGGUGGUGUAAAUCAUGAUGGUCGCAUUGAAAUGUUUUCUUUUCCUGGUUCCAUUGCUCGGCCGUUAUAUAUACAUUUUUCUCCUUUACAUUUUUUCUGUCCUCAAUUUUCCUACACUGUGCUAUUAGUAUCAUCACCAUUACCUCGCCCUUUUUGCAUGAUGGCUACAAAAGUUGGAACAUCUAUUAAGGAAGGGAGAAAAUAAGUCGCAAAAAGGAAAGAAGGUGUACACCAUGAUAUCCCCUUUUAUCCAUACAUUUACCCAUCAACCUCUUGUAUACAUUCCUCUACAUCUAACUUUUCAUUUCAUCUUACACUUUACAUUCUUGAUACAUCGCUGUGCGUGUCUUUUUUUUUCUUCUUCCAUCUGCCCGGCAUAGUGAACUUGAGAAAUCGCUGUCUGUACCUUGUACUGCAUCUUGGUGAUAAGAGUCUCCCAUAGGUCAACCAACUUAUUCGGACCUUGGCCUUUGGCUAUCGUGCUUGCAUUUUGAAUAGAAUUUGGCAUGAAAUGUGUUGUUUUUAUUUAUUACCGUUAUUGGAGUGCUUGAGUGACGUUGCGUGAGUCCAUUACAGUAUUGAACCUCGGUUUGGGCAAGCACUGUGAAGUGGGGUGGCACAUGACGUUUUUGUGUCCCACGUUCAAACUGAUCUCCGCGUUGUGUUACGCCUCUUUAAAUAGUCCCCUCCGUCAGGGCACCCUACUGUACCAGGGAUAGGGCAGACAGACAGGCAGAAUAUUUUUCCCUGAGGUGCUACAAGCAAAGAAGCCUUCUGAUUGGAGAUUCCUAAGGGGUUUUUUUUGUGGCAAAUGAAUUAUGCGCAGUCAUUACGGUGCCUUACCCGUAGUCUACUGGUAUUAUAUCUGACCCAUCCCUGUCCAUAUGCAGUAUCGCCGUCCCUUCAGCUGUGGCGAGAGCGGUAAUCU
Messenger RNA from Tuber aestivum (summer truffle), 3512 nucleotides. NCBI's taxonomy places the organism in Eukaryota, Fungi, Ascomycota, Pezizomycetes, Pezizales, Tuberaceae. The record is from the annotation of a GenBank genome assembly.